AUGAGCCGUCAGCACUGUGAUAAGCCUCAAAGUACAGCAUCCUGUCAAAAGGAUAGACCAUGGUUCCAUGGGAAAUUUGAUAUUGAGGAGGGUGGUAUUGAACGUGUUACCGACGACCAGCGACAGCAAGAUACGACCAAGUUUUGGAAUGCUGCUACUUUCUGGUUCAGUGCCAACAUGGCCGUUGCCACUCUCAAUAUCGGUUCCUUGGGGGGGGGCUCUCUAGGUCUUGGGUUCUGGGAUUGUUUCAUCAUCAUCCUGAUCGUCAAUCUAUUGAGUGAUCUACUUUCUGCGUGGACAGCCAUAGUAGGAUUGACGGGUCUACGAAUGACGACCUUCUCGUGCGUGAUCGUUUCAAGUCUUCCCAAUUUCAUUAUCAUUAUACCCCAAGCUAACAAUCUCAUCUUGGUAAACGAUACUCGUUUGGAUACUGGGGCAACAUGCUUGUCGUCAUCUUCUCAAUGGUUGCAACCACAGGGUGGAACGCAAUCAACUCCAUCUCAGGAGCCUUGGUGCUCAACGCUUUGUCCAACGGGAGGUUCCCAACUUGGGCCGGGCUGGAUCCACCGUUUGGUCACCUAUAUCUGGAUACCGCCUCUGAUUGUAUGGUGCGUGGCUGCUGGUACAGGCGCGUCUUCGUUCACCGGUGCGCGUAGCAAGCACCUUGAGGGUGCGAACAAGGCGGCUGCGGUCCUCACGUACAUGGCGAGCAUCUUUUCUUUUUCUGUUUCUUGGGUGAACUGCGCGGCUGAUUAUAAUGUGCGCAUGCCAGCCAACACUCCACAAGGGAAGAUUUUCAGUGCGACCUAUAUUGGGAUUUUCGUUCCCACUGUCCUGGUCCAGAUACUCGGAGCUGCGAGGUACAGCGGUGUCGUGACUAGCACCAGGUGGAAGGAUGCUCACGCAUCCUGUUCCAUUGGAGGUUUACUGCAGAUGUCGCUUGAGCCGGCAGGUGGAUUCGGCAAGUUUCUCAUGGUCCUUGCAGCGUUGAGUGCGAUUGUGGUGAUGCGUAUCCCCAGGAUCAUUCUUGUCACGUUCGGCUUCAUAGUGUCUAUCAUUGUGGGUUGUUUCGCAGCUAUGUAUUUCGAUAGCACACUGUCGACACUGUUGAGCGUCAUUGGAUACUGGACAGUCAUUCACAUUACAGUCGUGAUGGAAGAGCACUUCAUCUUCCGCCAUGGAUGGAAAACAUAUGAUUGGGAUGCUUGGAAUAGCCCUACCGGACUACCGUUCAGGUGGGCAGCAAUUGGAGCUUUUGCCUUCGGGUUCAAUGGAGCCGCCCUUGAAAUGAAGGUGACAUGGUACGCA
This is a messenger RNA of Penicillium maclennaniae, 1308 nucleotides long. RefSeq lists its product as uncharacterized. Gene Ontology annotation, biological process: transmembrane transport. Gene Ontology annotation, molecular function: transmembrane transporter activity. Gene Ontology annotation, cellular component: plasma membrane; fungal-type vacuole membrane. Lineage: Eukaryota; Fungi; Ascomycota; Eurotiomycetes; Eurotiales; Aspergillaceae. The record is from RefSeq and is a predicted model, not a curated record. The annotation marks the transcript as partial. The transcript has 4 exons.